Messenger RNA from Notolabrus celidotus (New Zealand spotty), 2412 nucleotides. RefSeq names its product Jun dimerization protein 2a (gene jdp2a). Gene Ontology annotation, cellular component: nucleus. The coding region runs from base 426 to 1070 and encodes 214 amino acids. The record is from RefSeq and is a predicted model, not a curated record. NCBI's taxonomy places the organism in Eukaryota, Metazoa, Chordata, Actinopteri, Labriformes, Labridae. Gene Ontology annotation, biological process: regulation of transcription by RNA polymerase II. The transcript has 4 exons. Gene Ontology annotation, molecular function: RNA polymerase II cis-regulatory region sequence-specific DNA binding; DNA-binding transcription factor activity, RNA polymerase II-specific.
UUAUUGUCGCGCGCCACGCAUAGGUCAUUAGUGAACAAGCAGCCAGCGGAUAAGCCUUACAUUCGCCUAUGUUAAGAUCUUCACAGCAUUCUCAGAGUUCAAGAGACUUUUGGGUGUUUUACAGAGCUUUGACACCUUGUGGAGCAUGCUACACAAAGAUUACUUUCUUUUGUUUGCAUGCUCCUCUACAUAGCACCACGGCGUGCACGUUUCAGGACACAGUGUUCUUAUUUACUGUUAUUUCCCCUUCACAUUAAUGUUUUGCAUUCAUUCUUAAAAACGUGAGUUUCUUUGCUUAAGAGAAAUCCACUCCACGCGCGAGGCUGUAACGUUUUAUCACUGCAGCUCUCGGAUGGGAAGACGAAGUUACGUAACAUUAAGAUGAAUGCCGCACUGAAGAAAAACUUCCGCUUUCGAGUUGACCAAUGCAUGCUGCAACACUAUGUGUGGAUGACUUAAGAUCAGUAAACACAUGCAUCCUGAAAAAAUCAUACUCCUUUAGUAGUGUGGAGCUUUCUCGGGUGAAACUGCACAUAUUUCAACACAACUUGCAGGGUUCAACUGUGGUCACGACCAAGUCUGACACGAUGCCAGGACAAAUCCCAGAUCCCUCGGUGACGGCAGGCUCCCUGCCCAGCCUGGGCCCGCUGGCUGGGAUCUCUGCCACCACGCUGACUGACAAGCUCAAAUUCAGUGACUUCCAGGAGUUUGGUACGAUGCUGUCACCUCUGCACUUCCUGGACAGUCUGGGGAAAAGGCCCCUAGUGAUCAAAACAGAGAGAGAUGAAGAGGAUGACAGGAGGAAACGAAGGCGAGAGAAAAACAAAGUGGCUGCAGCUCGGUGUCGAAACAAAAAGAAAGAACGAACAGAUUAUUUACAAAAGGAAUCAGAGCGACUAGAGAUGUUAAACUCUGACCUUAAAGCCCAGAUUGAGGAGCUGAAGCUUGAACGACAGCAACUCAUCCUCAUGCUAAACCGCCAUCGCCCUACAUGUAUUGUCCGGACUGAUAGCGUCAAAACCCCGGAGAGCGAGGUGAACCCCUUGCUGCAGCAGCUGGAGGAAAAGUGAAGUUUACAACAGAAGAGAAAAAGCCAAAUAAAAAAAAACAUAUAGCACUUAGCUUUGGGCUUUGAUCAUGGAGGAUAAUCCAGCCAAGUCCUUCAACCUGGAGUCACAGAGCGUUACACACAAAAAAAGUGGAUCCAAUAAGAUUGGACGUGUACUUUUAUAUGAUCUUUUGCUUUACCCUUAUUUUUCAUUCUGGUCAUCAGAGCUCAAGCAGCUAUCAGUAUGACUGUAGAUGACAAAAGCACAACACUUGUAUUGGCAGAUUACCUUACAUUUCAAACAUUCACCAUUCUGUCUUACAGUGACUUCUUACAAGUCAUCUUUGAUUUAGCCGUUAGCUUGCUGGAUUCAACAUAUUUCAAGCAGCCGAACUUGGAGUUGGUUUGUUGCAGAAUUUCCCUCAAUCAAAUGCACCAGGGAUUAAUGUCUGCUUUAGGUAUCUCAUUAACUUGUUUGAAGAUCAUAAAAAGAAGUCAGCGAGGGGUAGCUUUGUUGGAAAGUUAAUAUGGCUGUAAAGCACAAGUUUCAUCAUGAAACAUAUACAUUCUUUUGACCACAAUAUAAGAAUGAUAAGAUAAGAUUUAAGUCUGCCACAAUGAAAUUUGAAUUCAGUUCAUUUCAGUUACUGUAUGCCCAUCAGUCACAUUAAUAUGAGCUAACAAAAGACAACCAAAAUAUAAUUCUGCAAUUGUUUUUUACUUACACUUAUAAAAGCAGAACACUCUGUUCUAAAUGACAGGAAAUAUAUUCAUAUAGCUGUCAGUUUUUGUACCUCAAAUAUGAUAUCAAUUACUCAAACAUUUACUGCAGGAGGGGAAAGACAGACCAGCAGUUAUGAAUAUGCAUAUUCUGAUAUUCUGAGUCGUAGGAAUUACACACCAAGAAACAGGAAGUUUGGGUAAAUGAGAAAGCUUAAAAGAUACAUAUAGGAACACGUAAAAUACAAUUUCUGCUAAAUAUUAACCAUUACCUACAGAUAUGUGGUGGGUUUAACUAGUUUUGAUAACAUUGUUUUUUAAAGGAGUAAAUCACAUAUUUUUCCAAAAGCAACUAUCACCGCCAAACACACAAAACAUCACCUUCACUGUUAUUGUAUGAUUUGACACAUUUGGUGGCAGAGGAUUUUUUUAACCUUUAUUCUUAUGUUUUGGCGCAGGCGUCAUGUAUGCACAUAUAUAUGGACUGUUUACAUUGUACUUUAUUUUCUGUUACCAUAUUGUUACUACCAGUUCUGUUCAUGUUUUUUUUAUACUUUUGUAUAUGAUGUUAUAUAAGCAUAUAAGCUAUCAAAGAAUCCCAUUUUGUAUUUCCAUAAAAAAAUAAAUGUUUAGUUUCUUUUUUA